AUGAAUUUACGUCUACUGCUCGUUGUAUUUUCUUAUGUGCUUUUCACGCAAAUAGUCGUUGGAAACAUUGAUGAUUUUGAUUGUGUUGAUAUAUACAAACAACCCGCUUUCCAACAUCCAUUGUUGAAACACCACAAGAUUCCGGAAAAAUUCAUUUCAAAUAAAAGUUUUAAUAGGAAAAAGAAACAUAAAACAAAUGAUCAAAUUUGUCCAAAAGGAACCGUGGCAAUCUUAAAACAGAGAAGUAGAACUGAGAGCCUUCAUCUCAACUCGUACGGUCAAUUCGGCCACCAUUUUGCAGUAAUGGAAACUUUUCCGGAUGAGAGGAGCAUCUAUCGAGGAGCACAAGCUGAUAUAAGUAUCCAUAACCUAACAUUACGAAAUAACCAAUUAAGUAAAAGUCAAAUUUGGUUAGAGAAUGGACCUCCUGGCGAACUUAAUAGCAUACAAGUUGGCUGGGCGGUGCAUCCAAGAGUGUAUGGAGACAGUGCCACACGAUUUACUAUUUAUUGGACCGCAGAUGGCUAUAAAACCACUGGAUGCUAUAAUACAAACUGCCCUGGCUUUGUUAUUUUAACUCGAAAACCCUCCAUUGGAAGCAUUUUUAAACUAUCCUCUGUGUAUGGUGGUGACAAAACAGUUAUUUUCACACCACACGUUUUUCAGGACGGAUUUUUUGGAUGUUGGGCAUUGAAAGUAGAUGACGAAAUAAUUGGAUAUUGGCCUAGAGAGCUAUUUACACACUUGAAAAAAGGUGCUUCUCGGGUGCGUUUUGGUGGAAACACAUUUAUGUCUCCAGAUGGGAUUAGUCCUCCAAUGGGAAAUGGUCAUUUUCCGCUUCAAGACUAUCAAAGGAGUGCAAGUUUCCUUCAUGUGAAACUUACGGAUCGUAAUUAUCACAGUUUCGAAGCCAAAAAUAUAUUAAGGAAUGCAGAUUCUAGGUGUUAUAGACUAAUGGAUCGGUAUUACACCGAGCAGAAUGGAAAGUCCUUUUCUUUUGGAGGAGCAGGUGGAAGAUGUGGUUAUUAA
Molecule: messenger RNA, 1029 nt
Organism: Eruca vesicaria subsp. sativa (arugula)
Lineage: Eukaryota; Viridiplantae; Streptophyta; Magnoliopsida; Brassicales; Brassicaceae
Source: the annotation of a GenBank genome assembly